Messenger RNA from Orussus abietinus, 405 nucleotides. Its product is annotated as endocuticle structural glycoprotein SgAbd-1. Gene Ontology annotation, cellular component: chitin-based extracellular matrix. The record is from RefSeq and is a predicted model, not a curated record. NCBI's taxonomy places the organism in Eukaryota, Metazoa, Arthropoda, Insecta, Hymenoptera, Orussidae. Bases 1 to 405 code for a protein of 134 amino acids. Gene Ontology annotation, molecular function: structural constituent of chitin-based larval cuticle. The transcript has a single exon.
AUGAGACCAAUCUGGGCCAUCUUAGCAGUCUGUGUCGCGGUGGUUGCGGCCGAAGACGUCUCGCAAGACACCAUCCUUUCACAGGAGCAGGACCAGGGUCCCGACGGAUCCUUCAGGACCAAGUUCGAGACCUCCAAUGGGAUCUCCGUAGAAGAGUACGGAAGCGUCAAACAACUGACGGAGGAGGAUCAAGCCCAAGUUGUUCAGGGAAGUGCCAGCUGGGUGGCUCCUGAUGGAACACCGGUCCAGCUCAGCUGGGUUGCGGAUGAAAACGGAGCCAACUUCCAAGGCAGUCAUCUUCCGGUUGCUCCUCCUGCUCCAGAAAUUCCAGUUGCCAUUCAGAGGGCCCUGAAGUACAUCGAGGAGCAUCCAUACAAGGAGCCCAAUUCCGAGCAACGAGUGUGA